AGCCACCGCACCUGGCCUCAAAUCUUUUAAAAGUUAACUUUCGGGAAAGAUGGCGGAACAGGCUACCAAGUCCGUGCUGUUUGUGUGUCUGGGUAACAUUUGUCGAUCACCCAUUGCAGAAGCAGUUUUCAGGAAACUUGUAACUGAUCAAAACAUCUCAGAGAAUUGGAGGGUAGACAGCGCGGCGACUUCCGGGUAUGAGAUAGGGAACGCCCCUGACUACCGAGGGCAGAACUGCAUGAAGAGGCACGGCAUUCCCAUGAGCCACGUUGCCCGGCAGAUUACCAAAGAAGAUUUUACCACGUUUGAUUAUAUACUAUGUAUGGAGGAAAGCAAUCUGAGAGAUUUGAAUAGAAAAAGUAAUCAAGUUAAAACCUGCAAAGCUAAAAUUGAACUACUUGGGAGCUAUGAUCCACAAAAACAACUUAUUAUUGAAGAUCCCUAUUAUGGGAAUGACUGACUUUGAGACGGUGUACCAGCAAUGUGUCAGGUGCUGCAGAGCGUUCUUGGAGAAGGCCGACUGAGGCAGGUUCAUGUCCUGCUGUGGCCAGCCUGACUAGACCCCACCCUGAGGUCCUGCAUUCUCAGUCAGUGUGUAAUCAUGUUCCAGAGCCCAAAUACCCAGUUCUUUGUUCAGUUGACUUACUGUUUCUUACCUUAAAAAAUAUUGUAGAUGGAAAUCAGUUAUGUUUGGCAGAAGAAUCAAUAAAAUUAUUUGAUUCUGACAGUUUAUGGGGUAUAUUAAGUAUUCUUAGACUAGCUGAACAUCUCACUUUGCCCCAAUUACAAAAAUAGUAGAACAAGGAACAUAAAACAUAAUGAAGGAAAACCUCACUUGAAGGCCCAGGUCAGCAUCUAAGCCCACUGAGACUUAGAUAGUCAAGUCUACCUCUUCAGUAGGUUUGUGUGGAUGGCCUGAUGGAGGGCAGGUGCCCUCUGCUCCCUGUGCUACCUCUCUCUUCCCCAGGGCCUUUUAUGGAUUGACAGUAGCCCUCUCCAUAGGAGCUCACAGUCUAGAUUAGAAGUGUUUUAAUUUAUACACACCCAUAGUGCACACUUGUAUAUUGAAAAGAUAGGGAAGAGAGAAACAUUUAUGGAAACAGUCGUUAGCACCUUCAAUACUUCAUGAUUUUUGUCGAGUUUACUUCAUGAGGAGGUCAGCUCAUUUGCUCCCAUCUGAACCACUUUGCCUCUGAAACUUAAUUAUAUCCAGAAAGAAGGACGCUUGUAUGCUAGUCUUAACUAUGGUCAGUUGAGGAAUAUGACACUUUUUAUAUGCACAUGUAACCCAAAUGUCCAAUAUAAAUUGGCUUAUUUUUAAAAAUAAUUUUAAAAGUUGGGAAACGCUUUAUUAUUUGGCAUGCUUAAAUAUUAAGUAUUCUUCAUCAGCAUUUAAUAAAUGUAUAGGCAGAUAUAGGUAAUUUCUGUGUAUUUUGAGAUAAUGUUGAAAUCAUGAAUAUUUCAAAAUAAACUGGGGAGUUAUAAAAAUACAACUAGAGAUAUAAAAAA
Cercocebus atys (sooty mangabey) is the source of this 1509-nucleotide messenger RNA. RefSeq names its product low molecular weight phosphotyrosine protein phosphatase. Gene Ontology annotation, molecular function: non-membrane spanning protein tyrosine phosphatase activity; acid phosphatase activity. The transcript has a single exon. Gene Ontology annotation, cellular component: cytoplasm. Gene Ontology annotation, biological process: protein dephosphorylation. The coding region runs from base 50 to 460 and encodes 136 amino acids. The record is from RefSeq and is a predicted model, not a curated record. NCBI's taxonomy places the organism in Eukaryota, Metazoa, Chordata, Mammalia, Primates, Cercopithecidae.